GAAGCCGCCUCCCACGCCAGGCUGUCCCCGCGGCCGCCGGCCUUCCUUCCUUCCGCCUGCCCGCCGGCCCGCCCUCGGAGUUAACAGCCAAGCCGCGAUGAAGAGGUGCUCACAGUGAAAGGAAAGUAGGUCGCGCCCACUGAAAAUGCCUUUAAGGGACAAAUACUGUCAGACUGACCACCAUCAUCACGGUUGCUGUGAACCAGUUUAUAUCCUGGAACCUGGAGAUGCUCCUUUGUUACAGCAACCACUACAGACAUCUAAAUCUGGUAUUCAACAAAUAAUCGAGUGCUUUCGAUCAGGAACUAAACAGCUUAAACACAUUUUAUUAAAAGAUGUGGACACUAUUUUUGAAUGUAAAUUAUGCCGAAGUCUCUUCAGAGGAUUACCAAAUUUAAUUACCCACAAAAAAUUCUACUGCCCACCAAGUCUCCAGAUGGAUGACAACCUUCCUGAUGUAAAUGAUAAACAAAGCCAAGCCAUAAAUGAUCUCCUAGAAGCCAUAUAUCCAAGUGUGGACAAGCGAGAAUAUAUUAUUAAGCUAGAACCCAUAGAAACUAAUCAAAAUGCAGUGUUUCAGUAUAUUUCAAGGACUGAUAAUCCUACUGAAGUCACAGAGUCAAGCAGUACUCCUGAACAAACUGAAGUUCAAAUACAGGAAAGUGACACUGAACAUUCUAAAAUAGUACCAGUUACAGUUACAGAGGUGGAAACUGUAGAGCCCCCUCCUGUUGAGAUGGUUGCAGAUGAAGUUGCACCUACAUCUGAUGAACAACCUCAGGAAUCACAGGCUGACGUGGAAACUUCUGACAAUUCUGAUUUCGGUCACCAGUUGAUAUGUUGUCUUUGUAGAAAAGAAUUUAAUUCCAGACGAGGUGUUCGUCGUCACAUUCGAAAAGUACACAAGAAGAAGAUGGAAGAACUAAAAAAGUACAUUGAAACACGAAAGAAUCCAAACCAAUCCUCUAAAGGACGAAGUAAGAAUGUUCUAGUUCCAUUAAGUAGGAGUUGUCCAGUAUGUUGUAAAUCAUUUGCUACAAAAGCGAAUGUAAGGAGGCAUUUUGAUGAAGUUCAUAGAGGACUAAGGAGGGAUUCAAUUACUCCUGAUAUAGCAACAAAGCCUGGGCAACCUUUGUUCCUGGAUUCAGUUUCUCCUAAAAAAUCUUUUAAGACUCGAAAACAAAAGUCGUCUUCAAAGGCUGAAUACAAUUUAACUGCAUGCAAAUGCCUCCUUUGCAAGAGGAAAUAUAGUUCACAAAUAAUGCUUAAAAGGCAUAUGCAAAUUGUCCACAAGAUAACUCUUUCUGGGACAAACUCUAAAAGAGAGAAAGGCCCUAAUAAUACUGCCAACAGUUCAGAAAUAAAAGUUAAAGUUGAACCAGCAGAUUCUGUAGAAUCUUCACCCCCUUCCAUUACCCAUUCUCCACAGAAUGAAUUAAAGGGAACAAAUCAUUCAAAUGAAAAAAAGAACACACCGGCAGCACAGAAAAAUAAAGUUAAACAAGACUCUGAAAGCCCUAAAUCAACCAGUCCGCCUGCUGCAGGUGGCCAGCAAAAAACCAGGAAACCAAAACUUUCAGCUGGCUUUGACUUUAAGCAACUUUACUGUAAACUUUGUAAACGUCAGUUUACUUCCAAACAGAACUUGACUAAACACAUUGAGUUGCACACAGAUGGGAAUAACAUUUAUGUUAAAUUCUACAAGUGUCCUCUUUGCACUUAUGAAACUCGUCGGAAGCGUGAUGUGAUACGACAUAUAACUGUGGUUCAUAAAAAGUCAUCUCGUUAUCUUGGGAAAAUAACAGCCAGUUUGGAGAUCAGAGCUAUAAAAAAGCCCAUUGAUUUUGUUCUAAAUAAAGUGGCAAAGAGAGGCCCUUCGAGGGAUGAAGCAAAACACAGCGAUUCAAAACAUGAUGGCACUUCUAACUCUCCUAGUAAAAAGUAUGAAGUAGCUGACGUUGGUAUUGAAGUAAAAGUCACAAAAAACUUUUCUCUUCACAGAUGCAAUAAAUGUGGAAAGGCAUUUGCCAAAAAGACUUAUCUUGAACAUCAUAAGAAAACUCAUAAGGCAAAUGCUUCUAAUUCACCUGAAGGAAACAAAACCAAAGGCCGAAGUACAAGAUCUAAGGCUCUUGUCUGAUAACUUCAAGUGAUGUACGAAAAGGUUUGGAGUUCAUUUUUGUGGAAAGACUUUAAAUUGGUGUUAGAACCACUAAACGUCUUCAAAUGGUACUAUGAGAAAAACAAAGAGAAACAUUUUCAUAAACAUUUGACUGUAACUGUUGUUUUCUCAGUAAAAUGAUAAUCAUCUAACCACUUGUUUCAAAGGCACUGCCUUUUCCAGCACUUUCAAGUAGCUGUGACAUUACUUAUUGUCAUCCCAGUCCGUCAGCUACCACCUUUGACCUUGUGCAUUUGGUCUACAGUUUCUUCAAAAAUGUUGCAAAUCUUGUUUUUUAAACAAUUUGUUGAUUAACGCGAUCAACAACCUGAAGAAAAUAUCACCUCUGGUGAUUUUUAAUUGACAAAGACUUUAUAUCUUAGUGAUUUAGUUUUGUUCCACUUUAUUUGGCAAAAUUUUCAUCUGGAUUGUACAGAUAUAUGGCUUCCUAGUGAGUGUAUGUUAGGACCAAAAGACAAAUUAGUAUCAACACAUUAUACAUAUUUAGCCUACUAAUUAUUGGUAAUUAUUUUUACAUUCAUGUAUUUCUAACUUCUCCAGCACUUAAGUGUUUGAAAGUUUUAUUCUAAAAUAUAUACAACAGGAAAGUUCCAGUUCAUUUUCAUCCAUGGAUCAUUACAUUUUUCAUUUGUAAACAUCUGAGGUUUUUAUGAAAAUUUAACAUUCCCCUAUUUUUCUUUAAAUUUUAUACAAAGCACUUUAAUGAUAGAUGCAACUUAAUUUUUCAGUUUCUAUUUUUUUAAAAGACCACACAUUUACUAAUGUUAAUAUGAAGGUAGUAAAUAGCUUACUGAUAUUUUAUGGAUGCAGACAAUCCAUGCACAACCACUUCUUAUGAUACUAGUUUAUUUCUUUAAAUAUUGCGAAAAAAAGCAGGCGGGGGGGUGUAAACCCUGAUUUUUUUUUUCUCCUAAGUAAAAACUUAAAUGACCACUUUAGAUAAUAUUUGAUUCCUACUGUAAAAUUUGGAAAAUAAUGAAUUCUUGUUCAUUUUUAUAAUCAAGAUUUUAGGAAAAACAGAAGUACAUCUAUCUUUAUGAAAUUUUAGACAGGUUUUGUGUAUCAAUAUUUUGUACUUUUUAGGGAAUAUUUUAUUUUUUAGUAAUUUUUGUCAAAUUAUAAUUUUAAAAGGUACAGCAGAGAAUAUACCAUGUUUUUAUAUAGGUUCACACCUGUACUUUGGAGGGACCCUGUACAUCUAUAUACUUUUUGUAUAAAAUUUUUAAAUGUUGAAGAUCCACAAGGUCAUAAUAAAAUACUUCUAUAGCUAGACAAACAUUUACCCUUCCCAGUGCUUUGCACUAAAAUAUACUGUGAAAGGAAACUAGAAAGACUGUAACUGUUGCUGGAAAUGUUCUAUAUUGAAUGUACAUGCUCUUGUUGGAAAAAUGUACUAUAUGUGAUGGAAAUAAACCAGACUUGGAGUUAUUUCAGCUAAAUGUGCUUCAACAAAGGUGCAUUGGUUGAAACUUACAUGUUUAUUAUCAAAUUUAAAUUUAUUCAGUGACUAUGAGCAGCUACACUUGAAUUAUUUCUUGAUAGUUCUAUUUUUAAGAAUUAGAGUUAUAAUUUCUCUUUAAUUUAAAAACAGAUUUACUUUUCCAUAUAUGGAAAACUUGUACUUAUAGGUCUAACUUUAAUGAUUAAUAGUGUAAUAUAUUUAGGGAACUAAAUGUGUAGGUGGUAUUUCAUUUAUAAACCAUCUUCAUUAGUUGCACAUUAUUAAACCUGUAUGUUUGACUUUUGCAAGGUGUUAUCUUUUAUGCAUUCCUACACACAAGACAUAUUCCAAAGAUAUUUUCCAGACUUAAGUACCUAUAACCUGUGAAAAGAUAUGAGAAUUCCUAAAAAGCUUGGGCUAGCUCUUUGCUACACCCUUUCAUCUGUAUGUCAGACUUUUCUUCUCUCCUUUACUUGUUAAAUAUUGUAUGUUGAUGGAGGGGAGCUCAAUUGCUGGAAUUUCCUUAUUUCACUCACCUGUUUUCACAUGUCUUUGGCAUAAUUCUAGGGCCACAGAGCAGGAAUUUAGAAGAAGGGAUUGAGGGUUCAAGGACUGUCAAUAUUAUGUGGGUUAUUGAGAAAAAAAUAGUACUUUGUCAGGAUUGGUUUACAUAAGAAGGGCCUAGAGAGAUUAGAAAUAUUUAGCCAAACUAACAGGUUAUGGCAGGCAUAGAAGUUAGAGGGACCAGUUUAGAAAGGUAGAAUGAACAAGCAAGAAGUGAUUAGAAAUUCUUUGUUCUUCCUAUUCUUUUCUGGUCUUCAUUCUCACUUUUUGGUUUUGAUUCUUGAUGUCUGUCAUCUCAGAGGCUUAGGAUUGAGUCUCUUGAGAAGAGGCCUAGGAAAUUUGUGCUGGAAACUUUUGCACAUGGGCUAUAUAAACAAAUAUUGAUAGCACUUUUUGUUAUUGUAGAGAGGUAAAAGAACCAUCAGACACUGCUUAUAAUACAUUAAAACCUAUCUCUGGCUACAGAUAACACCACCUUUGCUGCUAUUUGCUCAACUAAGAGUUCUGUAGAAUUUAACAUCUUUCUUCCUGAAGAUACUGUCCUCUCCUAAGUGUGUUGAAAGAGUAGAAACAGUAAAAGAUAUGGCUUGUGCUUCAACUUCCUAAGUUUGGAUAGUGCAAGUGAGAGCUGGAUGAGGGAUGGCUGACACUGGGCAGGUAUUCAUUAGAACAUGCAGAUGUACCUUGAAUGCAUAAUGACCAUUCAUGUCUCUCUCUUUUUUUUCUUCUUCUUUAUUCCCUGUUUCAAGAGGAAAACCUUCUUGAAGAAUAUAUACAUAUUCUUGAAGAACAUAUUACUUCCCCAUAUUUAACUUUUCAUAUAUGAGCCAAUUUUUUCUGUUGACACAGAUUGCUUGUAUUGUUUAAAAGUACCUUAGCAUUUUUUAGGAAUGUGUGUUUGUUAUGUUGUUUUAUGGUUAAUAGGCUGUUUUCAGUUUGCUUUAAAGAGUCUAUGGAUUCAGUAGCAGAGGAUUUUGUUACUUUGUAAUGGUUUGAGGCUGUGGGUAUAGAAGAGGAGUUUCCCAAUAGGUGUAAGGACAACUAGGUAUGGAGAUAGAGAGGCAUAAGUGGAUAUCAUUUCCUGUUGUGAAAUUGCAAAAGAUCUCUUCAAAGAACAUGACCACUGAAGUUGAGAUAGAAAUGCUUCUAAAACUUUGGAAAUGAGGUUUCCAGGUUUCCCAUAGUGGCCUAUGGAAAUAUUCCAGGUCCUUAGAGUUUUAGAAGUUACUUUUCUAAUGGAAUCCAUAGAUUACCAAAAUUAUGAUUUAGCCAUGUUUCUCAUAGUUGAUCUGAAACCACGCUCUAAGAUAUGUGCAGCAUGAUGUUGGCUGAGCUGUUAGACAAAAUCCUUCUGUACUCUAUGCUAUUCUUUUCCUCUUCUCUGACCUAAGAGGUAAUGGAAACCUCAGGAUUGAAAAGGAGUAAGGAUCAGCAAUCUAAGAACUGCUAUUAGUUGUUUGGUUUCUAAAUCAUCAGGCACAUGAUAGAAUGCAGAAUAAAACAUGUUUCACUUAAACUCACAACUAACUUUCCAAAUUUAUUUCUCCUCUCUUAUAAUUUGUUUCUGUAGCCUUUUCCUUUGGUCUAUGUUCUGAGCUUCCAGCUCUUAAUCUUUUCCUAUUUUCUCUUCUGGUUAACAGAGAUCUUACUAUCAAGAUAGCUAAAAUGUUUUUUGAGAAGGUAAGAGGGUGGGAAGUCAGCUUAUUUCUUCCUGAAUCUUAAUGUUCUACAUUCAAUUUGUCAGGUUUAUUUAUUUUUAGGCUUCUUCUUCUGCAUAUAUUCACCACUGCCACAUCACAAACAGGAACAGAAGUGCAUCUGGUUGGGGAAAUGCCCAAAGUUGGAGGUUUUACUGUUUGUGCCCAUUUACAAAUUUGCUUGAUUGUGUAUUUUUGAAGUCAGGGUCUAUGUCUUGAUAAUUUUGUUUAGUGCCUAGCACAUUUUAAUGUAUACCUAGGCACUUUAAAUAAAUGUUUGAUAAUGAUAUUAAAGUAAGUAGUAGCCUUUUCCAUCUCAAAACCAUGCUGUCAUAUAUUUUGAGACUUUGAGUCUUAAUUUCAUAAACUUUUAUCUUAAUAUUGAUUUCACUUAUUUUAGAAAAUGCUACCAGU
Messenger RNA from Molossus molossus (Pallas's mastiff bat), 6298 nucleotides. RefSeq names its product zinc finger protein 800 (gene ZNF800). The transcript is spliced from 6 exons. Bases 146 to 2140 code for a protein of 664 amino acids. The record is from RefSeq and is a predicted model, not a curated record. Lineage: Eukaryota; Metazoa; Chordata; Mammalia; Chiroptera; Molossidae.